AUGGAUUCUCUUUGCAAAACCAACGACAAUUCCGCCGCCGAAGUCGCCGCUCUUCUAUCCCCAGUUCCAGUUCUCCAAGUUCAGGAGUAUUUCAAUCAGCUGAUAACAAGUAGAGGAUGCAACGGAAUUGAAGUUAAACAUAACGGCAGCUUCGGAAAAUGUGUUUAUGCCAAUUCAGAGUUUCAGGAAGACGAACUCAUUUUGAAGGAUCAGAUUCUUGUUGGUAUGCAACAUUCAUCCAACAAGAUGGACUGUUUAGUUUGCAGUUUUUGUUUCCGGUUCGUUGGAUCAAUAGAGAAACAAAUCGGAAGGAAACUCUAUUUCAAGAAUCUCGGUCUCUCUACUUGCUGCGAUGGUGAUUCAUCUGAAAGCGGAGAAGAUGAGUGCAUGAAAGGAAAUGAUGAACAACAAUGUGGUGGAAGCAGUUCGAAUCAUAAUCUUCCUCUUCCGCAAGAAGUUGUUACUUCUCUGAUGAACGGUGAAAUGGCGUUGCCGCAUACUGAUAAGUUUCCUUUGCCUUCGCCUCUUUCGUGUCCAGGAGGAUGCCAAGAGGCUAUCUACUGUAGUGGAUCUUGCGCAGAGGCGGAUUGGGAAAGUUCUCAUUCUUUACUUUGCACUGGUGAGAAGUCUGAAUCAGUGUCUAGAGAUGCGCUUGGAGAGUUUAUAAAACAUGCUAAUGAGACAAAUGAUAUCUUUUUCCUGGCUGCAAAGGUGAUUGCCUUUACCAUUCUAAGGUACAGGAAACUGAAAGCAGAACAUGUGAAGGAACAAGCGAAACAGAGUGUGACAAAGCAGUCGUUACUCUUGGAGGCAUGGAAGCCAGUAUCGAUGGGAUACAAAAACAGGUGGUGGGACUGUAUUGCGUUGCCAGAUGAUGUUGAUCCUUCUGAUGAAGAAGCAUUCAGGAUGCAGUUAAAGAAUCUUGCAUGUUCGUCUUUGGAGCUCCUGAAGACAGCAAUAUUUGACAAAGAAUGUGAAGCCCUUUUCUCCCUCGAUAUCUAUGGGAAUAUCAUUGGCAUGUUUGAGCUGAAUAAUCUAGACUUGGUGGUAGCAUCACCAGUAGAGGACUAUUUCUUGUACAUCGAUGAUCUUCCGGAUGCAGAAAAGGAAGCAGCUGAGGAAAUCACAAGACCGUUUCUAGAUGCUCUUGGUGAUGAGUAUUCAGACUGUUGCCAAGGAACGGCUUUCUUCCCUUUACAGAGCUGUAUAAACCAUUCAUGUUGCCCUAAUGCAAAAGCCUUCAAAAGAGAAGAGGACAGAGACGGACAAGCAGUUAUUAUUGCGUCAAGACGCAUCAGCAAGAACGAAGAGGUGACGAUUUCAUAUAUAGACGAGGAGCUUCCGUACAAAGAGAGGCAAGCGUUACUUGCAGACUACGGUUUUACCUGCAAAUGCCCUAAAUGUCUGCAAGAUUCAUCAGUUGCCUCACUUUGA
Molecule: messenger RNA, 1434 nt
Organism: Microthlaspi erraticum
Lineage: Eukaryota; Viridiplantae; Streptophyta; Magnoliopsida; Brassicales; Brassicaceae
Source: the annotation of a GenBank genome assembly